AUGCAAAAUUUAUUUUUUGAACCAGCACAGACUGCAGUUAAACAAUAUGAAUUUUGUCAAGUUCAUAGAAGAGAAGAAAUAAUUAUUUCUUAUGGGAUUGAAAAAGAAUAUCCAUUACAUUUAGAUUUUACAAUACUACCUAAUCGGGUUAGAAGUUUAAAAGAUGAGCUGCUAAAAAUUAUAAAAGAACAACAGUAUAGUGAAUAUCAUGUAAAUGCAGUUAAAAAAAUUCAAGAAAUGGGAGUGUCAAAAGCCAAUAGCUCAUUACUACAAAUUAACUAUUUCGAGUUAUCUCAACUUAGGUAUUAUGGAACCAAAGGUCUAGCCAUUAUUUUAGAAACUUUGACUGAAAUACUUAUUGUGGAGAACUUUAAUAAUAUUUCUUUAGAUACAGCAAAAAAAAUUAUAAUUGAUAGUAUUGAAUUUGAACUGUAUGUUUAUGAUAAUGAUGAUAACACUGAAAAAUAA
Molecule: messenger RNA, 468 nt
Organism: Cetraspora pellucida
Lineage: Eukaryota; Fungi; Glomeromycota; Glomeromycetes; Diversisporales; Gigasporaceae
Source: the annotation of a GenBank genome assembly